CGCAGAAGCACCUUGUCGAGUUCAAGUUUCUGCCACCAGUGGCGCUGGCUCUGCCCCGGGUAACGUCGGCGGCUAGACGUGCACGAGGCCGGUCAGAACGCUGGUGCUACCGCUAGGAGCAGGGAGCAACGGCAGUUGCUCACACGUUCGUGAGACAUUGAAUGAAAGUUAAAAAAAUUUUCAUUUUCGUACGACAUUCUUUAAAUUCAGUGGUGGAUCAAGUGCUAGGCAAUUUUGAAUAAAAGAAAAUUGAAUUAUUACCAGUGAUUUUUGAGUGGACAUACGUGAGUGAAUAUACGUGACCUUAUCGAUUUCUGAAUAAAACUGGUGAGAUAGAAAGAAAAACAAUUUAAAAGACGAAAGAAAAUGUUGUCGAUCGUGCAGCUCGUGUCGAAAUGGACCGUCUUCUUAUUGGGUCUCGUCGUCAUUUUGACGCCCGGACCGACGUCGGCUGCAUCCGACACUGGGAAGCAUCAUUAUAACAUCUCCGGCAUCCUCAACGGACUUCAGAUCGGCUAUGACAAACGCGUUCGUCCCAAUUACGGCGGAAUUCCGGUGCAGAUUCAAGUUUCGAUGGGCAUCAUCACCAUCAGUUCCCUGUCGGAAGUGACGAUGGAUUUCACGCUGGAUGUUUACUUCCGGCAGUUUUGGACGGACGACCGGCUUUCGUUCCAGCGCCAGAGGGGCGUCGAAAUCCUGUCGGUGAGUACCGAGUACUUGCGCAACAUGUGGGUGCCCGACACUUUUUUCCCUAACGAGAAAACGGCCUACCUGCACACGGUGACGACGUCCAACGAAUUCGUCCGCAUCCGUCACGACGGUGAAAUUACGCGCAGCAUGAGAAUAACCAUCACGGCGUCGUGCCCCAUGAACCUCAAGUAUUUCCCGCUGGACAGCCAGCUCUGCCCGAUUGAAAUCGAAAGCUUCGGUUUCACGACCAACGAAAUUUGGUACAAAUGGGUGGACAGCCCCAAGGCCGUUUCCAUUUUCCCCGAGGUGGAACUUCCCCAGUUCCAGGUCAUGGGCUACCGCAAACGUGAAUACAGCUACAGUCUGACCACAGGCAAUUAUUCCCGACUGGCGUGCGACAUUCAGUUCGUCCGCUCGAUGGGCUUCUAUUUGAUUCAGAUCUACAUCCCGUCCAGCUUGAUUGUCGUCAUCUCGUGGGUCUCGUUCUGGAUCAACCGCAACGCUGCUCCGGCCAGGGUCUCGCUGGGCGUGACGACGGUGCUCACCAUGACGACGCUCAUGUCGUCAACCAACGCCCAAUUGCCAAAAAUCUCCUACGUCAAAUCCAUCGAUAUCUACCUGGGCACCUGCUUCGUCAUGGUCUUUGCUUCGCUCCUGGAAUACGCCGCCGUGGGCUACAUCGCUAAAAGGAUCGAAAUGAGGAAGAAACGCUACCAGAAUUUGCAGAAAUUGGCCGAGCAGAGACGGGCUGCCAUGCAGGCCAGCAGCAAUGCGGGAUCGGGCGGUCUGGACGGCGAGACGGCCUCUUCUACCGUCGCCAAGUCGCACUGCAAGAACAACAAAUCGGGUAGCAGCACGGUGGUGCAGGUGACGGCCGUGGGCGACACGGACGACCUGGCGCUGGUCAGCCAGGGCAAGAAUUUGAACGUCAUGUACGGCGCCUCGCCGUCGACCAUCGACAAAUAUUCGCGAGUCAUUUUCCCCGUUUGCUUCACCUGUUUCCACCUCAUGUACUGGGUCAUCUACCUCCACGUCUCCGAGGUCGACACCAAGGACCUCACCCUACACAAUCCCAAAUAAUCAUCACGCCAAACCCCCCCCCCCCCCCCCAACUCGGCGUCGAUUUCUCUCAUCAAUCCAAUCAAUUUUAAGCAAAUUAAAAUAAUACUAUAUCAUCAUUUUUUAAAAAGGGAAGGAAGGUGCGCGGCCAGUGUAAUUGACGGCCCCGCACCCUACCCGCUAAAAUACGCACGAAUCUAAAGCAUCAAAUGGCGAUCCAUUUUCAAUUAAAUACGAUAUAAUUAAUUAGUUAAAACCCCCCUCCCCUUAAAAAACCAUUUUCCUCCUCAUCAAUAUGUUUCCUUUUCUCUCUGUAAUCUUUUUCGAUGAUGAAAUUUUUAAUUUGUUUUUCGUUUGAUCUCGCGAUUUAUACGCAAUACGAAAAAAUUGUAAGAUAAAAUAUUUAAAUAAUACUAGACAGUUUAUUAUAUACAUAAAAAAACAUCUUUUCGUCGCUCUCUUACUUCUCAAUUGAAUUGAAUAAUUAUUAUAUAAUGCUAGCUAAUUGAUUUGAAAAUCAUUCGUUAUUAUAUAAUCAUUUUUCUAUGUAAUAUAUUCAACUAACUAUAUAUACUACUGCCUCAUAUAAUAAAAGUAUUUUUUUUAUAAUAUCAAGUAUAUACAGGUAUAUAUACUUCAGACUACUACUAAUAAUAAUAAUGUAAUUAUAAAUUAUAUUGACAUGAAUCUCUCCAGGUUGUGUAUUAAUUAUUAUUAUCGUAUGUUAUCUUGUUUUCGAAAAUAUCCUCUCCCCUCAACAAAAUUUUUAUCUCUUUCAUCAACUAUUAUUAAAAUAUCUAUCUCUCUCUCUCACCAUUUUACUCUACUAGUCAUCCUGGGGCUACAACAUCUAAAUUUUUCAUUUCAUUAAUUACGUAACAAAUUCAAUUUUUUCAAUUUAAACCAAAACAAAUUAA
Molecule: messenger RNA, 2666 nt
Organism: Daphnia pulicaria
Lineage: Eukaryota; Metazoa; Arthropoda; Branchiopoda; Diplostraca; Daphniidae
Product: gamma-aminobutyric acid receptor subunit beta-like
Exons: 9
Coding region: 367-1770 (467 amino acids)
Biological process (GO): chemical synaptic transmission; chloride transmembrane transport; nervous system process
Cellular component (GO): membrane; synapse; neuron projection
Molecular function (GO): neurotransmitter receptor activity; chloride channel activity; extracellular ligand-gated monoatomic ion channel activity
Source: RefSeq, a predicted model, not a curated record